CCCCCACUCUGUGUUUUGUAGGGGGUACAACUCUCCUGUUCCUGCGGGCCAAUCACUUUUCAGAGCUCCCCACUCACAGCACACUCCCGUACUCUUCUUUCUCUCUCUCUCUCUCUCCUUUUUCUUCAUUUCUUUGCUGCUCCCUUGCUUCCCCUCUUCUCUUCUUCACAGACAUCCCACUCUCGCUCCCAGCCAGGAUCUACAACUCUAAUCUGCAAGGUAAGAAACAAACACACUUCCUUACAAGUAUUUAUUUACCUGACAACAAAGCAAUCAUUAACCUCUCCCUGAGUGAUUCGUUGUCUGGGAGUCAACUCAUGUGCUGAUAUUCAACCAUAGCUAUCCUUACACCUCAGUCUCUACAGGCAGAAGCACCAACACAUGUAAAUAGAGUUUUUUUCAUCCAGAGCUUAAACAAUGGGUCUUGAUGCAAACCUUAUACGUCCUGGUUUUCAAACUAUUCUAUCAAAACUCAAGAAUUAGUUCUGUUUUAGGGAGCACAUUGUUUACUUUUGCAUGAAUGAAGAGUAAGAGGGGGUGUUCCUCAUGAGGGUGGGUUACAGGGUCAAUAGACUUCUUUGUAUUUGAUUGAAGAACAAGAAUGUAUUAUCCAGCAGUCGAGUGCUACUUCACUUUAAACACAUCUGCUUGCUGUGUAUACAUUUUGAAUGUAUAAUGAUAAAGGCUAAAACUUUAAAAAAGAGGAAUUUUAUUCAGAAGGGAAUGUGAUUAUAGACCAAGAGAUUAUAUAUCAUAUCUCAUACACAGAACUGACUCUUUUAAGUUACAAACAAGAAGAAAGGGGGAGAUUUUUUUAUGUUGCAAUGAAAAAAAAGGGGAAAAUAUCUUCACUAUUCAAGCCAGAUCAGGUUUCCUCAUGAGUGUUUUCCCUCCUGUUUUACUAUUGUACAGCAGCCAGCUUAAAAAAGGCAAGUAAGAGCUUGAUCUGUAUGUGUGAGGUUGACUGAUGGAGAAACCAUGCAUCUCGACAAAAAAUCUGAGAGGUUGCUGAUAAAAACAGCCAAAACAACAACAAGAACUCAAACUCUCUCUCACACACACAGACCCUCAGAGUGUUGCACUAAGAAGGUCGUUACUAGUACAGUAGUUUAAACCACUGUAAUGGACAUCACUUAAAGUCAUUGACAUUAUUCAGUCACCCUGGAGCCAACAUGAUUGUGAUGAUAAUGACCAGACGAGCCAUCAGUAGAGCCAGGGAAGCUGGAGAUCAAUGAACUUGUGCUGCUUUCAAAGAUGAUCAAAACAUCUCUGUCUCCAGUGGGUGCCACACAAACACACGGAAAAGACACUUUUACUUUUUUUCAAUCCCGUGCAGACAGAACAUGAGUAACAUAAUAAUGCUGGUUUGGUGUUUGUGUGUGGACAUGCAGGAAUGUUAGCUCUAGUUGCUUCACUGAGAACAUGUUCUGUCAUAAUCUUGGCAGGAUGGGGGCAUAUAUUUUCACUUUCAUAUGCUGAAAGGAAGGAGGCUUGAAACGAGAGCAGGUGUAGGCAACCACUGACUUGCUUUUUGUCAAAGCUGGCCGCAAGUCUGCAAAAACCACAAAGCUUCUGAAGCUGCCUCUGAAAAUUAACAAUAGGAGAGCAGCUGAAGAUGUCAAGUAAAAAAAAAUCAUGAUCAUUAUCACUAACUGGUUAAUUGAGCUGUGGGUAACCAAGUCUCACAGUGCAGUGUUAAACUGUCUCCUCAGAGGCAUCAGACAUACCUGCUGUCAUGUCCCUAGUUUGUAAUCCCACCUUGUCGAACAGCUUUGACCUGCUUGUUUCCACUGAGGUUGCUGGGGUGACUCUGACAGCUGUAAUUUCAAGAAGAACAAACACUGCUUUUUCCCGAUGUUGUUACAGUCUGACAGAGGAGGAUUCAGAUAUUUACUUUGGGAUUAAUCCAACUCAAAAAAAGAAACUUCAGGGACUCUUACUGGCAAGAUACAGCGGGUGAGACGCUGGAUUGUGUUUGACAUUGCGGUAACAACACCUGUGACAAGCUGAGGCAGCACUACCUCAUGACGAAAACAAGGCUGUAAUUAGACGAAAAAAGACAACACAAGGUGGGAAUUAUAUGUUUUAGCAGGGGGCUUAGGUCACUCUGCUUGACUGUGUUUGUAGUGCUUUUCUUGAAAUCAAAAUAUGCAGCUCUUCCUGUACAUAAUACAUGAUGAGCAUGCUGAGGUGGCUUGCAUUUCAGAGAUGUUGAUAUCAACCAAAAAUGCAGAAUUUAUAUGAACAUGCAUGUAAGUAAAAGGAUCAAGUCAGGAAAUUGGAAAACUGAGUUCUAAGUACACCGGAAUCUGUGUUUUCAUGUAAGAAGAAAAGAGCUGCAGUUGUGUCGGCAUGAUAAUUGCAGCCACAUUGUACAUCUGUAGAACUAGAGUGUGGGUUUUUUUUUCUGAGACCAACAGUCUUAACAACAAAGAAAUGUUUCUUUCAUUAGCAUGUGUUUAAGAAUUCGAUAUCAAAGUCCACAUGCUGCAUCCAGCAAGAAACUCUGUUUUCCGUUACUGUGCCAACUAGCUAAACACAGCAGUUCUUUGCAUAACAUCUGUUUGAUCAAGAGUUGGGAGGACAUGUUUUAUCUCUGGGGUGGGUAUCUCUGUCGAUGCAGCUUGACAUGAAGAGUUUGUCGAAUAAUGAAGUGUUGGGCCAACAUGCCAAGCUGUUUCCUUCAAGCUGCUGGGAACGGUCUUGUGUCAACCAAACCCAUUCAGUUUCAAUGCCAGGUUCACUGUUGUUUGUGCAAAACUGUAUUGUAGCAGCACUGAUGUGGUCCUUCUUAAGACCAUAAUAAGGGCUGACAGUCAGUGCGGUGACAUAGAUUGGUGGAUACACCUGUAAGGAUGUUAUUAUUUGUGAGCUGAAGUCCGAUUGCACAUGCAGUUCAAGUUUAUAGAAACAACACAACUAAUGCCUGAGGCUAAAUACAUGCAGCUUUCAUGAGACAGCAGCAAAUUUGUACCUGGUUGUUUAACUGCACUCCUUUUAAAACCUGUUUUCCUCUUGCUAAAGUGCAAACCUUUAAACCCUCGAAGAAACAAACACCUCAAAUACUGAACCUUUUAUUCAACAAGUCUACAGGCUUGUAUUCUGAUUUUCAGAUAAAAAUAAACUCAUAACUAAACUCUGUUUCAUUACUUUGCCAAGCAGACUAACCCUCAGACCACAGAUAAUCUCAGGAAGAUAAUGUAUCUCACUGUGGUCGGAAACUCAGGCAGCUACUUGUCAUUUGAGGCGAUUUUUUGAUCUGCCUUUCCUUUAUGUGUUUUAAUGUGCAGAUAUUGCUGAUGUCAGAAAUGUUAAUGCAUCCAUAAUCUUUUUUGAGCUCUAAUGAAAUAAAGUGCUCUUAUUUUUGCUUAUCAUCACUUUUCAGACCUCAUAACAUCACUUUCAGAGCUAAGAUGCUUUUAGUAAAAACCACAUUCUUUUCUUUGACUCUAUUUCUCACCUUCAGAAAAUGGCCUCCAAACGGCCAGUUGGCUACAAGUGUCGCAUAGCAGCAGUGCUGCUUCUCCUCCUGGCCAGUAUCGCUGCUCUGGUCGCUGUUGCUGUCAUCCAGGACACCUGGGGAACGAAAGAGUACACAAUGGAGGUCAGUGCACACAUCGUGAACAUAAAUUCAAGGCUGUAGAUCUGCAUCACUUAAUGAGGUGAUAUUGUGUCGAUGUUUUGAAUGUCACAUUGGAGGAUUUCCAGAUGUUAGGGUCAGGGUCUGAUGAUUGAUGGUGGUCCUGCUUGACCAUAUGUGUUUAUUUAAGGAUGGUGCUGGAAGUAAAAGCAGCCUGUUUCUAGUUUUAGGUUCUUUGCCAGACCUUUUAGGAAUUUUACAUUGUAUACUUUUCAAGGUAAAACAUGCAGCGAUGUGGACUAAUUAUGUUGUCUUCUACUCUGCAGUAUGGUAUAGUGAUAGACUCGGGAUCAUCUCGCUCAAAUGUGUACGUGUACGAGUGGCCUGGAGAGAAGGAGAACGACACAGGAGUGGUGACAGAGAAGACGAACUGCAGAGUUGCUGGUGAGUCUUCUGUUUCUUCUCAACAUUCAAUCAGCUGAUGAAAAUAAAAAUGUAACAAAUGCACAUUAAUGCACGUGCCUCUCAAUGUAUGUAAUGUAAGCCCCUGUGCUGAAGGACAUAUUUCAAGCUUGGCUUUGUGCCCACAGGUGAUGGUAUCUCAGAGAUGAAAGUUGACCCAGAGAAAGAUGCUAAAUCUUGGGAGGCGUUCAACAUAUGCAUGGAGGAAGUCAAGAAAGCCAUUCCUGUUGAAAAACACAGAACCACGCCUCUAUUUCUUGGAGCAACUGCUGGAAUGAGACUGCUACAGUAAGAAAGUGUUGAAAUAAGCCAGCUUUGUUGAUUCUCCCCUCAUUACUCACAAGGGUUAAUGGUAGGAAGGAUCAGAGCCACUUAGACCUAUUCAGACCCCAUUCAUGCACAGCAUAGUCGUUUCAUCAUGGAAAAGGCCCUGGCAGUAAAAUUACGCCAGGACUCAAAGUAGGACAAAAUUGAUGAUGUUGUUGUCCAAAUAUUGGUCUUUCCAAAGAAAUGCUCGGUACAUGAGAUUGUAAAUAGUCUGAAAUGUGAACUGUUGGGGAAAUAGUAGUCCAAACAGAUGUUGAGGUUCAAAAAGUUCACAGCAAGUUUCCAGUGGACUUGUUUUUCUUACCUUGUUAUUUAUUCAACUCCAGCUGUAUAUGUAGAUGUGGGUGUAAUAGAUAUGAAGUUACAACUAGUUUAGCCCAGCUUAGCAUGGAAUAAUGACAAUGAGCAUAGAGAAACAACUAGCACUUCCACAAAGUAUUUUAGUUUUAACUUAGAAAACAAGAGACAAACCUUUUACUGACUCAACAAGCUUCACAUAAUGUGUUAUCGAGGAAAGACGCUAAGAUUUUUUACUUCCAAGCAGGGCUAGGAUAGCUUUGUCUCUUGGGCUGUAAUCAAGCAAAGAAAUUCUUGGUUGAUUUGAACCUUGAAAAUUUCGACCAAAAAUCAACCAGUCGGGGGUGUGAGGGUUCCGACUCUGACGGCAAACCAAUCUGCAGCCGGGGGACGAUGCGGCUUGGCGAAGCGCUGCCGAUGUCUUUCACAUGGAUGGUAGAGGAGGACUCACAUGAAAGUUGAAACGCUCAAAACAAAAAUAGAUAUUCGGCAAACCACCUGACGUUGGUUAACGUGGACGCUCUUCAAUCUUCUUGUCUCCAGCCGGUCAGUGGGUUAGGUGAAUCAAAAAUGGUGAAAACAAGGGGGUGUUCUGAGACAGGCUGUAACCUGUGAAACCAGAUCGCUCUGAAAAAACAAACAAAAAAAAAACAUUAGUUCCUCAUGAUGAAAUUUACCAUAGACUUUAAAAAUCGAGUUCACCAAUCAGAAUUUUGGUCGACUCAGCACAUAUCGACCAAUAAGUCCAGUCGACUUGGACUUUACAGCCCUAUUUGUCUCAGAUAAGCUGAGCUAAUUCACAGCAUACGGAUUUAGGUGAUGUGUAAAUCUUUCAUUUGCAUUCGAGGUAAGAAAGUGUGUUUCUUAUAUGCCAAUGGACUUCUUUGAGACACUGUCUCAAUUUUUCACUCCACUCAUGCUGCUUUUUUCAGUGAGAUCUGUUUUUGUGCUCUGUUUCCUGCUCUGCUGUAAGUGAGAGGGAUGAACAGAAGUCCAAUGAAAUCCUGGCGAGUCUCAGAGAAUACCUCAGCUAUUUGCCCUUCGACUUCAAGAACGCCUCCAUCAUAUCUGGUGAGGAGGAAGGGCUGUACGGGUGGGUCACUGUCAACUACCUCAUGGGAAACUUCCUAGAGGUAAGUAACAAUUUAUGUCAACCAGUGUUGGAUUUCCUCUAAAUGGAGUUUUGCAUAAAAAAGGAGACUACUCAUAACUUUCUCCUUUGUCUUUGCAGAAACACAUUUUGAACAAAUAUAUUCGCCCAUCAGGGGCACAAACUGUUGGCUCAAUGGACCUCGGUGGAGCGUCUACGCAGAUUGCUUUUGCAGUCCAGGAGGAUCUCCAGGGUCCUGACUACAUGCCUGUCAAGCUGUAUGGAUAUCCUUACAAUGUCUAUACGCAUAGUUUCCUGUGCUAUGGGAAAAAUGAGGCAGAGAAGAGGGUUCUGGACAAAGUAGUUCAAGUAUGCAGCUUGUCUUUUUGCCUUUGCAUGUUUGAAAAAAAGAAGAAAUGAUAGAUCUCCCUGGUAUUCUUCCCACAGUGUUCAGUUUAUCUUUCUAUGUUUAUGCUUAGAGUGCCUGUGUGGUGCUUUCUGCAUGCAUGUGCAGACUGAAAAGCAUUAAGAAUUAAUGCAUAAACACUGUUGUUCUUGAGUUGCUAACACAAAAAGGGAGAUCGGUAAAGAAUGCAUUAUGUCAUUAAGGAUAUUGAUCCAACCAUGAAUGUCAUCAAGCCAGUCUGCUGGAAAUGCAUUUUUUUUUUUCUGGCAGCUUAUUUCCUAAUUCUUGAAACCAUUAUUAAUUAUGACUGAGGAAGAGUGCUGGGCUGUGAUUAUAUGUUAUGGGAAUAAAAGACAGGAUGCAUGAGUGAAACUGUCCAAACUCUUCCCUCGUUUGUCAUCCUGAGCUUUUCCCCCCACCCUCUUCUCAACAUUUAUCUCUGCCUGAUGUUUUCUUCCAGCAAUCAUCCGACCCAUCCCGCAUUGUUAAUCCCUGCUACCCUGAAGGCUUCAACAUCACCCUGAAGGCCUCGGCCAUUUAUGACACAGAGUGCACAAAGACACCCCAAAACUACGACCCAGACCAAGAGUUCUUCUUUGUAGGGGUUGCAGAUUCUGACGGAUGUGGCAACAUAGUGAAAUCAAUUUUUGAUUUCAAGACUUGCUCCUCAUCCCAGUGUUCAUUCAACGGGGUGGAGCAGCCACCUGUUACUGGAGCGUUUAUGGUAAAAAAUACUGUGAAAAUACUGCAUCUUUAAAUUGAGGCUAAAGAGCUGAAUGGCCUCAUACAUGUUUCUGCUUUUCCUGACAGGCGUACGCAGGGUUCUUCUACACUGCUCGAGCUCUACUGGUAAACGGGACGUCAGACUUGAAUCAGUUCAACGCCUCAGUGACAAAAUUCUGCCACUCACAUUGGAAAGUGGUGAGUUAAUUUUGGUGGUUUUACAGCUGUGUCAGCGAAACACUGAAGGAGGAGGGCGAUAAAAUAACUGAGAUAAUAAAGUAGAAGAAGAAUUUACAAAGAAGAGGAGGCGGCAUCAAAGAAGAAACACACAUAAACUUCAAAGCAGUAAUGAUAGGAUCCAACAACUCAGAGCACAUUUGGUAAUCACAUUCCUCAUCCCCUUUUUGCUCUUGAAGACUAGAGAGGAGUAGCUCCCUCCCGAGGCAAAACACCUGCAGAUCACAACCUUUAAUGUGCAAAGUUGUCUGACUGCAUUCCCUCACUUAUGUUGAAAAUGCACUUACCUCCCCAACUUACCAGUGAUGUUCAAGGUCUUCUCUCCAUUAUACGGUGAUAAAGGCCCUCUUUUUCUGUUUAUCUAAAUACACACAUCUUUAGCCGGGAAGUUGUUCUGGAGUCAUGCACUGAGUUUAUUGUGAUAAAAUAGUAACUGUGAUAUCUGCAAGUUUUUAAUCUUAUUUUGUCAAUACUUUAAAAUCACUCUUCAACACUUUAUAUUGUGGUUUUAUCCUGGUCACAAAGUCGAUCUGUUUGAAUCUUAAAUUGAACAUUAAAACUCUGUUACUGGCAUUCAAUCUCAGCUGUUUCUACUAAUCUAAAAUUGUGACCAUGAGCCUGUUUCUCUGUUUUUCAGCUGAGGGCAGAAAAGCACUGGAUCUCAGACAGAUAUCUCAGGACAUAUUGUUAUGCUGCUCAUUACGUCUUCACUUUGCUGGCAGAUGGAUACAAGUUUGACGAAGAGACUUGGAAAAAUAUAAACUUUGAAAAACAGGUUAGUUGAACAAAUACACAACACACCCACCGAAACACUUUUUGCUCAUAAGAUUUCGUCCAAUUAUAACAUUUAUAUUAAUAUAUUUUAUCAUUUAAUAUUUUUUAUCAAGAAAGAAAACAAGACCACAGUCACUAAAAUAUUUUCAUGACAGUUUGAUGGGAGUUUCUGGGCUUCGGCUCUGGGCUGUCAGCUUUCCUUCAUGUUCAGACACAGACAUUUCACAGUGUUUAACAUACACCAGAGUGAACGAGGCCACCCAUUUGGAUCCAUUUAAGAUGGAUGGCUGACAUACCGAUCAUCUGUGCUCAAAAAGCUGAAGGCAGAGUAUAAGACAGGCAAUGUAUCGCUCUGGGAUGCCCUCAGGACACAGCGCUUCUCUGACAAAGGAACUCCCUCAGCAGAGGGGGUUUCCUUCUCCGUGAAACAGUCUAUCACUCAUGAGUCAUUGAAAAAGAAAGAGGCUAUUAAAAAGUGACACAUGACAGUAGCAGUUUCCUAAUUGCGCGACUGUUACCCUUUUGACUUGCAAGAACGUUCUUCAAAACCUGGCAGCGCUUCCAAUUUCCAAUAUAUCCAACAAGGGAAUAAGUGUGCAGUGUAUGUGCUGCUUUGUUUGGUGCCUUUGGGGUGUCUGCGAGUCUGGCAGCUGGUCUCCCUUGGAGGGUUUUACGAGAUAGACACACUUGGAUUCUUUACAUGAAUUGUCUUUGGGUGUUGUGACUCAUCUUUUGCCCUGGAGCUUUGUGCAACUUCAAAACAGGGCUGUCAGAGAUGUUUUUUCUCUAGACAUGCAAAGCAAUGUACAGCAUUAGCUGCAGCGGCGCUGAAAGUAGCUGAGCUGCAACAACCCAGAUAUGACUUAGAGAAGGUCCACAAUGAUGAGAACAACAGAUAAGUGUUGCAAAUGAAAAAUGACUUGGUUCAAAUUGCCAAUGCAACAAGGGCAGACGUGCAGCAAAUAAAUGAAUGGGGCAAUCUUGGAAACACAAAAACUAUGCAACAGAGGGGGCUAGAAGUGACUCAAGCUUGCUGUCAAACAAAUCCAUAAAAUUGAUUUCACCAAACUUCACAACUCCCUAAAAGCCUGGAGACUUUUGUUGUGAUAGCUGGACUUGCGUGUUUAUUCUGUUGUACUCACUUGCUUGGUUUGUUUGCUUUUGACUCCACCUCAUAAAUGUAUUUUCAGGGAGUUUGCCUUUUAUUCAUUUGGGAUUUUUUAGACAUGGUUUUCUGUUUUGUUGCGUUUCUAUUUCAUUUCAUACAUUUUUUUUCUUGUGCAAGUAUUUCUAAAGUGUCAGCCUGUCUUUCCUCAUAAAAAUUUAACGUAGUGUGUUGAUCCCCGUGGGCAACUGUAAUCAACCAUAAUGUGGACACAUGUGGCCUCUAUCUUCUCUCUUCUACAGGUGAAGGACACCAGCAUUGGUUGGAGUUUGGGCUACAUGCUGAGUAUGUCCAACAUGAUCCCAUCUGAAGUGAAAACAAUCCCUCCCAUGGCCAACCCUGUCUUUGCCGGUCUUGUAUUUCUAUUCUCAGCUCUGACCAUUGUAACUGUUAUCUUCAUUUUCAUCUUCCUUGUUCGCACCUGCUACUGAGAGUGUGAGCUACGAAGGGGAUGGUCUGGCAUUGUAAGCCUUGGGGGCUGCUGUAAUCCUGUAAGAGCACCACAGUAGCAUGGCCCGGGAACUUUUACAGUUACAGUUACUUAUGAUAAUGUUUUCUAUUUUUUCUACCCUGAGCCAGUCACUGCCUCAAGUUUCAAUCACAGGAGUUGUUAAAAAGUGAAGUAAGCGCCUCAAAAUAAAACUCUCACUGUAUGUUUAAGCUCGCUUCAGCUGUUUGACUGUUUUGUAGCGACAAAAAGUAAACCCCUCCUUUUUUUUUUAGCUUUUUAUCCUUUACCUCAGGGAGACUUCUAGAUUUAAGAUCUAUUUUACCUUUUCAGUCUCGACUUAAGGUCAAUUUAGCUGCUUUAAAGACAAAAAGUUUAGCUGAAAGUAGCACAAAAUGACGAACGAGCACUCAGCUAUGUUCUCGUCCUCCUUCUUGUCUCAUAUUGUGUAACCUUAAAGUAAUCUCUCCAUUUGUCUCUCUCUCUCUCUCACACAAACACACACAAACCCUCAGGCAAAAGCAUGAUUAACUACUCAUCUGUCACCAGACUAUGUUUUUAUACCUGUAUCAUACUGUUUAUGUUAUUGCACUGAAUCCAUUUGCUUUACACACAGUUUGGUGGCACUUCGCUCUGACUAUCUCGUAGUGUUGUAAUGUAGCAGUUUAUAUUAGAAGUGCACAAUAAUACUCCAAUGUUAAUGAAAGGAAACCUCCCUGAUAAAUGGUGUAUGAAUGUGUAAUGUGCCAUUGCUUUAUUUGGGUUUUGAAAACGAAGUUCUUGUUGUAUUAAAUCAUUUUUUUAUGGUCAGUUUUAAAAUAAAGUAGAUGAAAGGAUUGCAGCUCAAAGGUGAACUACAAUGAUUUGAGGUUGAUUUUUCCCCACUAUAAAUGCACAUAUAGUAAGCAGCACAUAAUAAACUUGCAGAAAAAGAAGUCUUGGAUAAUAAGAGAUAAGAGGAGAAGGUCCAAAGUUGAGUGCUAAAAAGAACAAGUCCUGUCAUGGUGACAAGACACACAUUUCAAGUUUCAGGGCAGUAUAUACUCGACUAAGUUGUAUGUGUAUAUGACGAAAUAAGUGUUCAUUUAUUUAAAGCAUUUGCUUAAAAAGAGUGACCAAUGAGUCGGUCUGACCUUUGAAAGAGAUCUACAAAACGCACAAGUGCAUCCAAAUCAUAAAUAGAAGAUUGGCAGAUACUCAAAAAUCCCUUUGAUUAUUAAUAACAUGCUUUGUUGUUUAAGUCUUAAAUUACAAAAAGCAUUUUGCUCAUUUUUUUAAUUUUAUUUUUUUUACUACAAUAAACAGUGCAUUAUUUCAGGAUAAAAGCAACAGGCGUAAAAACGAAUGUAUAUAUAUGCAUUUGGAUUUUGACCUUGUAAGUAUAUGGAACUCUGCUUUAAAACGGUUUCAAUAGCGUUGUUGUCUUUGCACUGAAGAGAUUGAUGCAUGAUUUUCAUGUAAUGCACUCACUGUUUCACUGUGUCUGUUUGGAUAAUUUUGCUCCCUCUAUUCAGUAAACAAUAAACUUCUACUAACUGGA
Xyrichtys novacula (pearly razorfish) is the source of this 11049-nucleotide messenger RNA. Lineage: Eukaryota; Metazoa; Chordata; Actinopteri; Labriformes; Labridae. The record is from the annotation of a GenBank genome assembly.